UGCAGCUGCCUGACCGGGAAUGAAGGCGCAACAAUACCCAGAGAGACGAUGUGAAGGAGCCGCCUCUUCUUUUACGCACACGACAACAGAGUGAAUCAGAAACGGAUCUGGGUGGUAAGAGACAGCUUUGGCACGGACAAAGAGAAGAAGUUCGCCUCAAAAGGUUUCUUUUCAAAAGCAGCAGAGAUGAGGUUGAAGAAGUCUACAGGUUGGAUUGUUGGAGGCUGGAUGGCGUGCGUCCUGCUUGGAUUUUACGCACAGAUCGUGGUCUCCAAAUCAGUCCAGUGUGAUGAAACUGAAUACCUGAAAGGCUCCAGGUGCUGUAAAAAGUGUGAACCAGGUUUCCGCGUUUUCUCCGACUGCUCUGAGUCCCACCAGACUAAAUGUCUCAAAUGUAAUUCUCGUGAAUAUCAGCCUGGAUGGACGGACGAGACCCUCUGUUUUCGCCAGAAGAUCUGUGAUCCAGGGAAGGGUUUUAUGCCAGGGCCUGAGAAUCCCAUAGCAGAGGAGCCGUGCCGCUGCCUCCCCGGCUUCCAGUGUUAUCCAAUCAACUGUGAGUACUGUGAGAGGAUCCCUACCUGUAAGGCUGGAUAUGGACUCGAGGUGGACCUUGAGUCUGCUCAUGGAAGAAAGAUCUGUGUUGAGUGUAAGAAAGGUUUCUACUCUGCUGAGAACAGCGCUGAGCAGUGCCAGCCCUGGACCAGCUGUAAAGCUCAGGGCCGGCGUGAAACCCAGCCAGGCUCUGCUCACUCUGACGCUGUGUGUGGACCGCCCAUCUCAGUAGCCGCUCCUUCCUGGGUUAUCGUGUCGGUGCUGUCGGUCAUCACUGUUCUCUGUCUCCUCAUCCUCCUCCUCUUCUGCUACAAGGACAAACUCAAGCUACUCUCUGUAAAUCUUCGAUCCUGUGUCCAGAAUCUGAAGAGGACGAGGAUCCAACAGGAGACUUUGGCCCCUCUCUACCACAGUGGAGCAGGAGGAGGAAUCGCAGCCAGUCCUGGAGGUCCCAAAUGUACCCCAUGUGAGAUGACCAAACUCAUCUGCCAAGCGCCCCACAGCACUGCUGACGAGCCCCUGUGUACCUUCCCUACCUCUGUUCCUGAAGUCAAAGUCUCACUGCCACCGACAGAAGAAGAGACCAAAAAGAAGACGAUGAUGGAGGGCAGGAGCGAAGGAUCCGGAGAACCAGAGGAGGUGUCAGAGGAGGAGGAGGAGGCUGGGAGCGUGUCUCCUCUUUUGGCUGGCUCUUGCAUUUGCAUCAUUCCCGUCAGAGAGCCGCUGGAGGUUGGGGAGAAUGAGGACUGUAGCCAGGCCGUCAGCUCUGGGACUGUGGGGACGUGCUCCUGUGGAGGUCUGGAUGGAGAUGAGAAACAGAGAGAGGAGAAGGGUGGCGUUAUAAUGACGGAAAACGGCGAGGAGAAGACGAAUCUUUCUAAGAUUGAUACCAGUGUGGUCUCCCUAGUUUCUCUCUCUUCUCCUCUCCUCCACACCUCCUCGAUCAGCCCUCCAUCCAGUCCUCUACCUGAACUCUGCUUGCCGUUGUCCCAGGCUGCGGUGAAACCAGACUUUAAACCUCAGCGGAGUGUCGGCUCCGGGGUCAAACAGGAGGACGUUUACGUACUGAAGAGCACGGACUCAGCAGAUAACAGUACGACCUCUACUACGUCCUCAGCCGGCCCUUUAAUGACCUCCUCAUCUGUUGGAGAUCUCUACCUGGGCAAACAGGCCAAGGUCUCCAGCCCAGAACAGAGUCCGGCUCUUUCCUGGGAGGAUGGCACAGGGAACAAGCUCUCUUCAUUGGAGUCUGGACUGGACUGUUCACCAGAGAGCCUCCAUAGUCAGCUGGCUGAACCAACUCUUACCUCAGGUCAGGUGUCCGGGAACCACAACACCACCUUCAUCUCCAGCGGCCAGGUUAUGAACUUCAGUGGGGAUGUCAUCGUUGUCUACGUCAGCCAGACAUCUCUGGGCAGCGACGGUACGGAACAGGACGACGCCUUCGGAAGCCCUGUCCAGGAAGAGGCCAACGAGACAGCCCCACUAUUUCAGAGCGGUUUAAGGUCACCAGGAGACUCAUAUUCCCAGAGGACCUUGCAGGAAGAGACUCUGCCGGUGCAGGAAGUGAUGGUGGAGCGUCAGCUGGGGAAGUGAAGAGAGAGCAGUGGCGGUUUAUUUAUCAGAACGGGGACGAUGCACACGUGACCUCUGAUGGUUUCUGUCAUUUCAUUUUUGUGAGUUUAAAACCGAUCCAGCAGCUGAGUGACCAGCGUACCACCAGAACAGAGAAUGAAACAGCCCAAGUGGAUGGUUGGUCAUGUGACCAGAGAGCAUUCGGCUGCCAAUCUGUCCUCAGGUCUCCUCGGCGUCUUUAAAGUGCCUUUUUGUCUUUUUCCAGCUGAAAGCUUGAGGCUUUUCGGAUGGAAUCUCCCUCCAUACCAGACAAUCAUGGGGAAUUUUGAUGGGAACUGGAUGUGGAACUUCAGACUGGAAGAAUGUCACGUUUUUUUUUUAUUGUUUUAUGGAAAUGACUUUGGGGGAAAAAACUAAGAGUUCGUCCAUUUUUUAUUCCCCAUCUAUCAUCAUUAGAUAACCUGGGUUGAUGUUCGAGGAGUUUUUGUUUUAAGCUCUUCUAAAUUUGACAUUUGGAUGAUUUCUACAGUUUCUAACAUAACAAAAAUAUCCACCAUGUGGAAGUGAUUUGGUUAGCUCUCACAAAUUUCUGCCAUUAAAGGAAACAAUUUUAUGGUAGAAAAUUCAAUCUCUCUGCAGCACUGGAGGCCUCUGCACACUGAGUCCAUUUAUUCUGUCUUAAACUGAAGAAUGUUUAAGAGAAAUAUGAUCUGAUGUUGAAGCAGUCCUGUUUGGACACCUUCUCUUUAACUCUCCUUCAACAAUUUAAUGUUCUUAACAAUUUUAGGCAUUUUUUCAUAUCCACCUAAGCAUUUGACCCAUAAAAUUCCUUUAAUUUAAAGUAUUUUUUUAUGUGAUUGAGGCAAUGAUCACAAACCAAACAUGCUCUAGGCUCUUUACAGAUCAAAUCAUGCAGCAGCACAGAACUCCUGUUGGGGGGCAAGUAGGGAUUUCUGCAUAGAGAAACUCUACCAAAAGGCUAUGUAAGGGCUGUCUAUGACUAUGGUAAGCAUUCUUAAUUCUUAAACUACAUUAUGUCCUGAAAGUAGUGAAAUUCCAUUCCUACAGCUCAGCCUGGUUCCAUCCAGUCCGGUUCAGUUCAGUCUGGUUUGGUUCAGACCAGUUUGGUUCAGUCUAGUUCUGUCCUGGUUUAGCUCAUUAAACUCUGAUCUUACCCGUGUUUUCCUCAGCUGAUGUACGUUCAGUCUCUCUCAUUGUGACGGGAAAUCCAUCUCUUUUUAGAGAUCCAGAUCAUGUGACCCAGCUCAGUAGAGCUGGCUUCUCCUCAUUUGGUACCAGUUUGGCUUUUUAAAUGUGGAUUAAAUAAGGACAGCGGAUGGAAGAAAGGAAACUGGCACUCAAACAAGAGCUAGCUACAGUGGCUCACAUUAAAGAGCCGUUUAGUAGAACAGGCUCGUUCAUGAAAGGCUCAUCAUCACUCGGUCUUUCACCGCACAAGGUUUAUUCUGUUGAUAACAUCACCGUUUACAUUAAAGAAUGUUUGAGACUAAAUGAGGAUGUUUAUGUAUUAAAACCAAUAGUGCAAACUAGCUAAAACAUAUGAAGAGCUCCUUUGAGAUGGAUGGACUCAGUGUUUACUUUUUUUUCGUUGUUGUUGAAGGAGUGAAAGAGCCACUAAAUCACUUUAAUAGCUCCAUUACUCUAUUUAGUCCCAUAUGGCAAAAUGUGUAAUUAAUACAGAAAUAAAUGCAGGGGACUCUGAGUAAGUUAUCUAUGUGUGGUGAUAUUGAUCAUAGAUCUGAAAAAUAGACUCAGUGUGCAAAGACCUUAACACCUGGCCUGGCAGAGUUAUGUCCUCCAAUGGACCAGGCCAUGUACAGCUAAUGCCUCGGACCCCCUCUUCCAGUGGACUUGGUGCUGAGUCCCUGAUGUGAAAUGUCCCAAAAUUGUUGUUUUUUUUCUGGUUUUUGGGGUUUAACAGUUUCACAGUAAAGUGAUACGUCCAGUUGUUUUUUAUCCUUUAUUUUGAGAUUUUUGUUUUGUUUUAUUGCACCAGAAGUGCAGUUUGUCUUAAAGAAGAAAUGCUAUGCAUUUGAUAAGCUAUUUUAUUUUGGGUGUGUUCUGUUUUAUUUUGUCUUAAUGUCCAACCUUUAUGAAGUCAAAUGUCAGCCUGUUUAUAUUAUUAAUUUUACAGAACAGAUUGUUUGUGGAUAAUUUCAAGAUGCAUCUGUGAUCCAUGUGUGUAUAUAUAUGCUUGGUAUUUUUUAACAUGAAUGAGAUUUAUCUGUGCUGCCUCUGGUUUGGUUUGGAUGUGUGAAGUGCUGCCAUGAACAUCAGGCAGGGCUGGCAACACACCUGACUGUUUAUAAGAUUUAGUUUUGGACUUUUUAUCAUUAUUCAAAGAGGGGAAAAAAAGGAUAGUGUAGAAAUCAGAGAGAGAGUGAGUUUGGCUGAUUAAAGUAAUUUAAAGAGAAGAACUGUUUCGACCAAAAGUAAAUACUAAAAUGUAAAGACUUUAAUUGAUAAAAACUAAAGUCAAAUGUGUCCGAGUUUUCACUGAUAUAAACAAUAAAGAUUAAAAAUGACUAAAACAAGGAUUAGAAUAGGGUUUUCAUCUAGAGACUUUAUUUAACGUAGUAGUCUAAAUGAACCCUGGUUCCAACACAAACCCCUCAGGAAGAGUCACUAACAGGAUGCUGUGUACUUUAACACCUCACCAACAUGGCAGCCAUACCAUCACCCUUCUUCCCUAUAUGGAGGCUGAGAGAGCCUUCUAAAACAGUCUGGUGUGCAGCCAGUCUUAAGGUGUUAGAGUGCUGUUUAAGGACCACCUGACCACAUACAGAGCCUUUUUCCUGAUCAUGUACAUUUCAAUCAGAG
Messenger RNA from Cheilinus undulatus (humphead wrasse), 4968 nucleotides. RefSeq names its product tumor necrosis factor receptor superfamily, member 11a, NFKB activator (gene tnfrsf11a). The transcript is spliced from 10 exons. Gene Ontology annotation, cellular component: external side of plasma membrane. Gene Ontology annotation, biological process: ossification; positive regulation of bone resorption; lymph node development. Lineage: Eukaryota; Metazoa; Chordata; Actinopteri; Labriformes; Labridae. Gene Ontology annotation, molecular function: tumor necrosis factor receptor activity; cytokine binding. Bases 187 to 2148 code for a protein of 653 amino acids. The record is from RefSeq and is a predicted model, not a curated record.